CAUUUCCUCUGAUGUCACGAUGCAAACAAAAUGGCGGACGUCGAGGACGAUGUGUACCGUAAAGUCUUAGAAAUUUUUAGACGAGCAUCAUGAAAUAGCUGUUAUUUUGGUCGUGCUGACCAAUGCAUUCAAAUGGUGGAAAGUAUGGUUGUAGAGAAUGGUGUCCAGCGACUGUUUGUGGUCGGAAGCGAGGAUGGAUUUUACGAAAACAUCGACAGUCCUGCGUUUCUUGGUGAUGAAGAUCCAAACAUUUUCUUUCAUCGGGUUGACUCCGAUCAGAUUAUAUAUCAACCUCGAAGGAAGAGAGCUAAGUUUAUUGGGAAAUAUUUAAUGGGAGAUGCGCUUGGUGAGGGAUCUUACGGCAAAGUUAAGGAAAUGCUCGACAGCGAAAAUCUUCGACGUUGUGCUGUGAAAAUCAUGAAACGACGAAAACUGAGAAGAAUUCCAAAUGGAGAGCAAAAUGUUCAGAGGUGAUAGCGUGUUCUUCGUUCUUUUUUUUUUUAUUUACCGAAGGAAGUUUGUCAAUAGAGUGUGUGUCACUGAUUUUAAGUAUGGGAUCAUAUCCUAAUUGAUAGAUUCAAUUUUAACAGACAAGAUUGUAACCUUGUAUAUCUUUGAAACUUUAUUAAUCGACAGAGAAAUUCAGUUGCUGAAACGGCUGUGCCACCCAAAUGUCAUUAAACUGUACGAUGUGAUGUACGACGAACAAAAACAAAAAAUGUAUCCUUUAUGUCAAAACAGAAGCAUUGCAUUCCGCACAUUUUUUGACCGGCAUUUCUGCAGAAAUCUAAUAUACCAUUCAUUGUUUUACGCUAUUUACUUACAUUGACAACGAUACAAUACUUUGAUACAGUACCUUAAAUCUUAUUUCUACCUGUUGUUGUUAUUUUUUGUCGCUUCUGUAGUGAGAGUAUGUGAACAUGAAAAUUAUACAAUGUAAGACCUCCAAGAAUGUAGUGAAAUAGAAUAGGAAAUCAGUUGCAAAUUAUUUCUUUAUUUGAAAUACAUGAUAAUGGUAGAAAUUUCUUUACAUGUACAUGUUUUAUGAAACCCUAAAAACAAUAUAUGUUGAUCAACACUUUUUGAAAAAAAUGUUUUUUUUCUUUCUUUUUUUUUUUUUUUAUAGAGGGGGGGUAGGGUCUAUAUAGCCCUCAUUUUCUCCUAAAUGUGAAUUGGUUUUGGUAGACCUUCAAGCAGAUUUGACAGUAAUAUUUGUUUAAAUGUAACCUGGAACACUGUAGCUUUUUUCUUUUUUACUCAAAUCUCUAGGGUUAACCAAAUGAUGUCAUGUAGCUGUGCUUAAAAUUAAUUUGCUUCCAUGCAUUGUUUUGAAUUUUGUAUUUCUUUAUCCCACAUAGCAUUAUAAAACUAUGAUCUUCCAACAAAUAAGAAAACAUGAGCUUGUCUGAUACCUGCAACUAACACACUUGUUACUGUUGAUUAAAUAUCAUGAAAGAACUGAGCAAUGCUCUGGUUAAAACCUUGACAGACUUUUUGUGAAGGUAUAUGAUUAUGGAAUAUUGUGUAGGAGAACUCCAAGAGAUGUUGGAAAGUGUUGAAGGACAUAAAUUUCCCAUAUGGCAGGCCCAUGGGUAAGUAAACAAUAAGCUGCAACAGAAGUAGGCAACAACAUGGACUGUUGUGGAACUUAAGAAAACCAUGUUGAUGCUUUUAUCCACACAUUGUUAAAAUUGAUUCCUCAGUUUUCUGUUAGGAAACUAGAUUUGACUUCCUUUUUAUAUUUUUUGUAGGUAUUUCACUCAGUUGUUGAAUGGUCUUGAGUAUUUACACAGUCAAGGAAUUAUUCAUAAAGAUAUCCUUUGACAGACCUUUCAUUUUUACUGAUUACUAAGUUGUUUAUAUUCAAAGUUAUGAUCAGUGCCAGGAGCUCAACUUUUUUUCAGAUCCCUCAUUUGGUAUUGCUAGUUCAUAAGAUGGUCCCUGAUAUGAAAUUGUAGUCACCAAAUAAAACGUUGAAAAAAGGGAAAAGGAAAUUUUGCACAAUAUUUAAAAAUUAUUCACUGAAGUGGAGGUGGCCAGCAGUGGAUAUUUACCAACCACAAAACAACAAGGAAGAUAUCCACCACUUUCACAGGCUCUGUGGUGAACAACUGUUUCAGUAUAUACCGAUUAGAAACUGAAAAUUAGUCUCUUUCUGUGACGUAUUACUGGUACUCUGUCUGUUUGGCUGCUCAAAGGUGAAUAAUGCUUGCUCAUCACUUCCUUACUAGCUGAGUCAUUAACCUUAAUUUUGUAUUAAAUAUCAAGCCUGGUAAUUUACUCUUAGCAACUGAUGGGACUUUAAAGAUAUCAGACUUUGGAGUUGCAGAGGUUUGUAAAUUGCUUUAAAAAUAAAGUCCUUUUUACUGAGGGGGGGAUUAUUUGAAUGUGUAUGUGAGUGCAUAUAUACUUAAUUGACCACAAAUUGAAACAUUUGUUAAGAAAUGUAGUGUUUUUCAAAAAUCCCAACUGGCAGGAGGCAGACCAGUUGGCCACAUACAAGGCAGAGCAAAAGAGUUGAAUUUGGGACAACUGUGAAAAAAAUCCAGUGACCAUUAGGGUGUAGGGCUUGAAUUGGGACCACCAGAUUACAAUCCCAGGGCCCUAACCACUCAGCCACACUACCUCUACACAAUCACUCUGACAUAGGGCUAAUGCUCAAAAUGUCAGCUCUUAAACUCUUUACGGUGGCCAAUUUUUAUUAUCAAAUACAGUUGAUAAGACUAAAUUACCCUGUUAUACCCUCUCACCAAUGCAGCGCCACAGUUUCUUUAGAAACUUACCCCCUUUAUUCAUUUACCUCCACACUACCUUACUUAACAUGUAAUCUGACCAUUUAUGUGGUACAAAGGUAUUUCUAACAUUUAUGAACAAUUGUAGAUUUGUCUUCUGAGAACAGUUGCUCUAGAUUUGAAUUUGCUUUCUGUUCUUGUAGAGGUUAGGACCAUUUGCAGUUGAUGACACUUGCAGGACAAGCCAAGGAUCUCCAGCUUUUCAGCCACCAGAGAUUGCCAAUGGAUUGGAGACAUUCUCUGGUUUUAAAGUAGAUAUAUGGGCAGCUGGAGUAACACUGUAAGUGGAACCUUCAAUUAUUUGUUGAUUAUAAUCUGGAAUUGCAUUUGGUUUAGCAACAUUUAGCUUUGUUAUUAAUUAAAGUACUUGUAUAUCAUGUUGAAGCAUUAUGUAUUGGUGUAGCUUUGAUUAAAUGCUUAAGUGGAGUUUAGUUUGCAAUGAAGAAAUCUCCUAUGAGUGUAUUUAUGUAAAGAUAUAUUUCCUUGUUGAGUUUUCAUUGUUUUAGUACCUAGAGAUGUUAUUGUAACAAAUUGUGACCAUAACAUGAUUUCUGUAUUACUCAGGUUCAACAUUACCACUGGAAAAUACCCAUUUGAAGGGGAAAAUAUUUAUAAAUUGUUUGAAAAUAUUGGCAAAGGAGAAUUUACAGUUCCUGAAGGAGUGGAUGAUUUGUUAGCUGAACUUCUGAGAGGUAAAACUUGGAAAGUUAACAAUUCAUGGUUAUCUUACAGAUUUGAUGAGGAUCAAUAUAACAAGCCUUUGGCUGUUAGGCAAGCACAGUGUCAUAAGAUAAAAUAAGAUAAUUUUUGAUCUUGUCAGGGGCAUAGUAGAUUGAACUAUUCUACAUAAAAUUAUUUUACCUUGAGCUACAAUGUACAUGUAGUUAGCCCAUGUACUUGGUAUAAUUUUGGCAAGGUGGUUCACAGUAGUUUCCUCGUGAAGAAAAGUGGAAGGAGAGGGGAGGGUGCAGGGAAAUAGAAAUUAAGCCUUUUCCCACCUCUCUCCCCCCCACCAUCCACUCUAAUUUUAAAUCAAACAUGGCCAGUGGAAUAAAUGAUUGUAAUCUUGUAACAUUAACUUGUCUUAAUGAUAUGACUGCACUGCAGACUAUAAGCCAGAGAAAUAUAAGUUCACUUACACCAGAUAUACAAUAUGAUUAUAAUAUCACAAUUAUGUUGUCCUUUUUUUUUUCUCUUAGGGAUGCUGAAUGCAAAUCCUUGCAACAGAUUUACUAUUCAGGAGAUACGAAAACACAGGUAAUAGUAGAUUAAAGGAAGUAGCACAUUAUUUUUUCAUUGAGGAGAAAUGGUGUAGAAUUAAGACACAUUUUCAUUAAUAAGUUUUUAAAGAGCUGACUGUGGCUGUUAAAAGGAUAGAAUAUUUCAUCUACCAAGGAAUUGCACUGACAUGGAGAUUUUGGUUUGAUUUGCAAAUGCUUUUCUAAUUUGUGCAAUUUGCAAUUGAGUGUCAAGAGUAAUCUGCACUUUCAUUGUUUUUCUUUUCCUUUUGAUUUAUUCAGAAAAUUAACACCACCCUCUCAACUAAUUUACUGAUAAUUCUGUUUGCCCAAAACUUGUUUUUCUUCUGUGAGGAAUUAUUUCCUUCAUAUGUAACUGGUUCAUGCAGAUACUGGCAACAACCUACCUAAUUUUAGUCCAUUUUUCAUUAUUAUCAUUAUUAUUAUUAAAAUCAGAUGGGUUUGUAAAAACCACUGGAAGACAAACUACAGGGUACCCAUUCCACCCACUGAGGAAGGUGACAUGUUGCGCAGCAUGAGUGUAGUUCCUUACCUUGAUGAUCUACACAAUCCAACUCUAGACGAGGAAGGUCCUCAAGAAUACAGUCACAUUGAGGAAUCUUACUCGGCAGGUUAGUGAACAAGUAUCAAGUGGUAUAUUAUUAAAUAGGUAAAUCCUUAAUCGAUUUUCCUUUAAGUAAAUGUACUCCUAUAAAAUCUGAUGUGAGUGCUUCCCCUGCCUUCUUUGGAUGAUGAAUGUUACAACUUGCCUUACAUGUCUGUCAUCAUGAACAAUAUUGUCAAAAAGGAUCAAUUUCAGUAUCUGAGCAACUCCACUUACCCCUCCCCUAACCCAACAACAGUCCACUGAUUACAAGUUGAGGUUUAAUGUUGGGUUAGGGGAGGGGUAGGUUUGCAGUUGCUCAGAUACUGAUAUUGAUCCGUCAAGAUCAUGGACCUUCUUGCAUUACACCAUUAAAGAAUUUUUUAAAAGGAGAAAAGAAUUAUCAGAGUCACAUGAAAUAAAUGAUUUGUGAUGUAUCUGUCGAUUUUAGGAACGUACACACUGAGAGUAAUUAAUUAUGUGUUAUUCAUAAUUUUUUUCCUAACAGAUGAUUCAUUAGAUAGUGUCAGAUCACCUGCCACUCCUAGCAGAAGAAAAUCCAUCCUGAAAAGACCAAGUCUUGGAUCAUGCAAAGCACAGUAAAAACAUACAUAAAUCUCUUAACUCCCUUAAGUUAUGAAUCAUAUUAAUAAUUGAUUGUACUGUGUUAUUUGGAAAACUUAUGAUUCUCUGGAAGUGGUUUGGGGGAAAACCAUUUAAAACCUUUUUCUUACGUUUGUUUAGGUGUACAUAAUCAAUAUUAUUUCAAUAAUUGGCCAUGAGGCAGCACGGAUUUUUGUACAUUUGUAUUUGAAGCAUCUUCCAAUUUCUACAGUCUGGUGCUAGUGAAGUAUAACAGCUUGUGUGAUUAAAUAAAAUAGCAUUGAAUUG
Molecule: messenger RNA, 5525 nt
Organism: Pocillopora meandrina
Lineage: Eukaryota; Metazoa; Cnidaria; Anthozoa; Scleractinia; Pocilloporidae
Source: the annotation of a GenBank genome assembly